AUGUCGUCGACAUUACCGCCGACUAUCAGCCCUGGCAUCCUUGAUGUGCCAGGGGCAACGUACGAGUCCAAAACGACCCUUGAACGUCUCUUGCAAGAGGACCGCGAGACACACCAUUGCUUUUUCGGAAAAGUUGGCCUGCACAACCAUCUGAGCCAUCAUCUCCUGGCAGCAUAUGAUCUCGGCGCGCCUGCGAAGUUGCUGCAAGCGAUCUAUGACCAGGAAAGAAGCGGGCUGUCGCCUAUCCAUCUUGCAGAUCGCAGCAAAGACGUCGUGGAAAAGCAAGAAACCGCCAUCACCUUGCAGAAUUGGACAAAGUACCUGGGACAGGAGAAGUACUAUGCGAACUACCUCGCCUUCUUUGCCGAUGAAAUAGCCCAGUAUGGAAUCGAAGGAGUGUUCGAACGAUACCUCUUCUCUCGAGAUGCAAACGAAAACGGCGCGCUAGUGUUGCUUCGUUUCAUCGGAGGAGCAGUACACCCAAUUAUCCAAACGGGGUACGGCGUCGAAUUUGGUAGCGACGCCAUGGUCGCACAAGGUCUCGCUCAAACGGCCGUGCAUCAACCAUUUGUCCCCGACAUCUUCGAUCUGAACACGCCGAAGGGCACAAACGAGGCAACAAGCUCGGCGAGCUCAGGCCAUCGCCAGCCAUACCGGGGCCGGUCGCUCCUCGCCAUCCUGCGCGAAGCCUACGACUCCAAGACCAUGGAGCCCGUCAUGCCCUACGACCCCGACGCGCCGCUCCGCGUGCGCAUCCAGGACGCCCUCAAGACACCGGGGCGCGUCGGCGAGAUCAAGCGGUUCGCCGCACAGUGGCAGGUCGACACGAGCCGGGGGCAGGAGGCGCUCGACGAGAAGGUCGAAGAGCUCCUCUGGGCGACGACGCUGCUCCUCGCGGGGUCGGGCAAGCACGGCCGGCCGCCGCGCCUCGACUUCUUCCUCAUGCACAUGUUGAACAUGUCCAUAUUCGUGCCGUCGCUGCUGACGGUGAUCCCGAAGGCGGAGAACAGGGCGGCGCUGCUCCAUGCGAUCGUGCCCGUGCUGCUGAUGUACCUCACCAUCCGCGGGCGCCCGCAGAUCGACGCGCCGCUCCUCAUGUCGUACACCGCGACGCCGCGCCCGCCCUCGCAGGACAAGGGACCCUCUCCUCACUCGACUGCCAUUGGGGAUCGCCGUGAUGCGGAGACGGUGAAUCCCUGGCCCGACAUCGUCGCGAGCGUCCUGCACGCGCCGGACCCGCACACGCUCAAGGCGAUCCGCUCGCUGUACUAUGCCGCGCAGCAUUACGGGACGACGCCGCCCGGAGGGGCGAUUGGGGCCUUCGACGCGGAGGGCCGCGAAACGCACGAGGGCAUGUCGAAGGUCGAUGGGACGAUCUUCGUCAGAGCGGCAGGGGUCGUGAUGGAUACCCUCGGUUGGGUCACGCAUGGGCAGCCCGCGGGCAAGUGGGACUUCAGCGCGCACGGGUGGGAUGACGCUUGGAAUGACUGA
This is a messenger RNA of Rhodofomes roseus, 1491 nucleotides long. RefSeq lists its product as uncharacterized. The record is from RefSeq and is a predicted model, not a curated record. The transcript is spliced from 6 exons. Gene Ontology annotation, molecular function: oxidoreductase activity. Lineage: Eukaryota; Fungi; Basidiomycota; Agaricomycetes; Polyporales; Fomitopsidaceae. Bases 1 to 1491 code for a protein of 496 amino acids.